CUCCGUCCGCGUCUCUGGAGGAGAUUCUGCGGCCAGUGAGAUCACAUCCUCGCGAUGCAGCUGCCAGCGAGUCACAGUGCGAACAGCACCGCUUCACAGUAACUCAAAUCUGCGACAUUUGCGCCAGCUUUUCAGGAGCUACAGCGUCGCGACACACGGAAACGCUUCAUAAACGCUUAUAAAAACGCAGGUUCUUCCAGUCGCCCAUCACUAUGGAAUGCGGUUUGACUUAAAUUCCUCCCCCUCUACCUUCUUGGUGGGAUCGCGCAUUUUCUCUCGGUUUUUUGUGUUGUGUCUGAGGCUUGAGUCACUGAGACCGAGCGCGAUGUGGGCCAGGAACGACUUCGAGGACGGUUUCGACGCUUAUAAGAUUGGUUCGAGCACGUCCUCUCCUGGAUGGGUCCCAGGUUGCGACUCGGCAUGGCAAGCAUCCUCUUCUGCCACUGGCAUUAGCAGCCGCGGGCGCCGUCAUAGUGCCGCCUCAGACAGUGGUGACACCGGCAUCGGGACCUCAUGUUCUGACAGUGUAGAAGAUCACUCCAGCUCUAGCGGGACGUUGUCCUUCCUCCCUCUGCGUCCCCACGGCCCGAUCCCGACGGCCCACGUCAUGCCCUCUCCAUCCAACUCCAAACUCAGCGCUCCCUCUGCACCCAGCAGCCCCUGGAGCAGCAGCUGCCAGCUUCCCUCACCUCUCGACAUCCCCCUGGACAUGAAGGAUCCCCGUCCCGUGCGUCGAUGGUCCUCCCUCACCCGCCUCACCGCCCAAGAAAAGCCCUCUCCAACAAACCGUCCUUCCCACCGCACGGACCCACAUGGAUCCCUAGAUCGAGGUGUGCUUUACGGAUACCGGCACGACCCUCAAUACUCUGAUGGAUUUAUUUCUGAAAACUUGCUUAAACUUUCGACCAAUAAGUAUGACCUGGGUAGCAGCAACACUUUAGGUAAAUCGGACUCAUGUUGUUCAUCUCCCCUGAAGCCGAGUACACUAGACCUCAGUUUUAGUGCCUUACCAGAGAGUAAGACGCCACCUGUGGGACUGGCAACGACGGGACAGAGAGGGUCGUCUUCACUCAGGCAGCAGGCGGUCGGUGGGUCACCCAUCCAGCCAGCGGUCAGGACUCAGAUGUGGCUGAGUGAGCAGAUGGAGUACCGGCCGGGACCUGACGGGUGUGGAUCAUGGCAGCAGGAGCAGCAGCAGCAGAGGGAGAGACUCAGACAAGACUCUGAACAGAUGUUGAGUGGAGCUUCGCUGCCGGUCAACACUCUGGUCAAGAUUAAAGAGGGACUCUUGAGACAGAGAGAACUGGAAAUUGACCGGCAAAAGCAGCAGAUCCUUCAGCUUCAUGCCAGAAUCAGGGAAAACGAGAUAAGGGCACAACAAGUCCUCCAGAACCAGAGAGGGCGCUAUGAGGACUCAUAUCUGCUCAAAGCAAAGGACUCUCCAUAUGACAGUCCGGUGUGCGGCCAGAGCCCGAAGUCUCACCUGCCGGAUCGAGUGAGUCCCCUGUGCUGUGAAAAUGGAGAGCUGGGCCGAAAAUUAGCCGCAUCAGAGCUGGAGGUCAUUCACCUCAGCGAAUUUCUCAAACAAAACACACAGAAAUACACAGAAGACAUCAAGAAACUGGAAGAGAAGAUGAAAACACGUGACCGCUACAUCAGCAGUCUGAAGAAGAAAUGUCAGCGUGAACAGGAGCAGAAUAAAGAGAAGCAGCAGCGCAUUGAGACGCUGGAGAAAUAUCUGGCAGAUCUGCCCUCGCUGGAUGAGGUCCAGACACAAGCUCAACAGCUGCAGGACGUGCAGGAGAAGCAGAAGACGCUGGAGGAAAGCGUGUCUCAGCUGCAGAAAAGCCUGGAGGAGAAGCAGAGCCUGCUGCUGGAGAAAGACGCCCUCAUCGAGACUCAAUCCAAGAGGGAGAAAGAGCUGGUGGCUACUGUCCAGAGUCUUCAAGAGAAGGUGGAGAAGUGUUUGGAGGAUGGAGUUCGGCUGCCCAUGCUAGACCUGAAGCAGCUGGAGAGGGAAAACACUCGCCUGCUGGAACAACAGAGCCACAAUAGCCUGCUGAUUGACAGUCAGAAGCAGCAGGUGGACAAGCUCACUCUGGAGAUGACGGCUCUGGAGAAGAAGCUUCAGCGGGAGAGAGGGAUCACACAGGAGCUCCGCAAGCAGCUGUUGGAGCGUGAGGAGGAACUGGACACGCUCUCCACCACUCUUAAACAGAAGCACAGACGAGCAGCGGAGGAGACGGCACCGAUGGCCCUGGGGACGAGUGUGAAGGACGCGGGACCCCUGCUAAAGGAGAUGUCCCUGUGUCUGCUGGAUCUGAAGGGCUUGUGCAGUGUCCUUACACAGAGAGCUCAAGGCAAAGAGCCCAACCUCGCUCUGCUGCUCGGUAUCAAAUCGAUGAGCUGCUCAGCGGAGGAGAGCGAGAAGCCUCUGCUGGAGGAUGGUCUGCGGGCCAAGCUGGUGGAGGUUUGCCAGCUGAGGAAAGACAUCGACGAGCUACGGACGCUCAUCUCAGACCGAUACGCACAGGACAUGGGUGAAAACUGUGUGACUCAAUGACGUCCAGCGCUCGGAAAGGGGGGAAAAAAAAUCACAUCAACCUGAUGGAAACUAAGUCUCUCUGACUGCUGAAGGUUGAACCAAGCUGUGAAUCCAGUUUACAAGGACGUCUUGUAGUUUGUGUGUUUUGUUUUUGAAUCUUCAAGGAUUUUGAAUGGAAGUUGAGUGUUUUUACUGUAUUUAUUGAGACUGUUGGUUCCUGUCAGUCGUUUCUGAGGGAAAGAAAAGAAACUGGUGUCUUUAAGUGCCUUUUGUUCCUGUCCAAACUUCAUGAAGUCAUUUUUACCCCUAAAAAAAAAAAGAAGCUGACUAAUUCGCUUGAGGUCGCAGGUCGACGUUCAGGAGCGUCUAGAUGGGAAAACCAUCAACUGAAGGGUCCUCAAUCAUAAGCACCAUCAUAAGAGUUUUGUGUCUGAAGUGUCAUUUGAGUGGCUGAACAUCCAUUAAAACAAGCAUAAAGUGUGUUAUUUAAAGGGGCUGUAUGUAGAAUUAACAAACAGCUUGACAUUAGCAACACCGAUGGCCAUUAAGUGAACUGCAGCCAGGAACUUAUAGUUUGCAAUUCUAUAACCAAUCGACCUCAAUUUAUAUUAUACAUUAAAUAAUAAUAAUUAAUAAUAUAAUCCAUAUUUUUUGGGGGGGGACUUUGAAUAUGCUAAUAAUGUUCAAGAAUUAUAGAAAUUUUGGUAAUAUAUAUAUAUAUAUAUAUAUAUAUAUAGCCCAAUAAAUGUAUAGAAAGUUACUCAACUAUCACAAGUAACUUGGAAUUUAUUGUUAUAACAUACAAACAAACGAUCAAAACUUAAUUUAUUGGUCGGAGAGAGAGGGGG
This is a messenger RNA of Danio rerio (zebrafish), 3393 nucleotides long. Lineage: Eukaryota; Metazoa; Chordata; Actinopteri; Cypriniformes; Danionidae. The record is from RefSeq and is a predicted model, not a curated record.